Puccinia graminis f. sp. tritici CRL 75-36-700-3 is the source of this 1401-nucleotide messenger RNA. RefSeq lists its product as uncharacterized. The transcript has 5 exons. NCBI's taxonomy places the organism in Eukaryota, Fungi, Basidiomycota, Pucciniomycetes, Pucciniales, Pucciniaceae. Gene Ontology annotation, molecular function: protein binding; ubiquitin-protein transferase activity; zinc ion binding. Gene Ontology annotation, cellular component: peroxisomal importomer complex; peroxisomal membrane. The coding region runs from base 190 to 1401 and encodes 403 amino acids. Gene Ontology annotation, biological process: protein import into peroxisome matrix; protein monoubiquitination. The record is from RefSeq and is a predicted model, not a curated record.
CAAUCAGACGGCACACAAAUCCCUGUACAACAUCUAUCGUUUCCGUCUCUCACAUCCAACCUCUGAUCACUAUAGAAAGGCUCAAUACUGACCCCGAUUUUUUUGCUCAAAUCUGACCUGUUGCACACCGUUUUUUUGCAAUUGGACCCCACAUACUACUGCCGAUCAAGCAAGUCGAAGCCAAGGAUUAUGGAUCCAAACGAAGAAGAGCUCUAUCGGCCCACUUUUUUUGAGCUAGUUGCCCAAGAUCAACUGCGAGAGCUCAUAGGACCGGUCAUCCGCUAUAUCACCUCAGUCUUUGCUCAGCGUUACCCAAGAUACUUAAUCAAGCUACUCAAUCAUCACGAUGAAGUAUUUGCGGCGAUGAUAUCUUGGUUCAUCACCUGUAACUCCUCUAAUCCCAUCAAUCAAUCCAUUUCUCAAAAUUGUUCAGGUGGAUCUUUUGCAGAAAACUUCUACGGUUUGUCAAGGAGGAGGCAUCGAAUUGCAAAGCCGGUCAGCUUACCCGAUUCCACUGUUGGGCCCCAGGCGGACCCUGGACGAUUGGCACCACACGAUGUUAGGUUAUCCCUCAUCUUUCUGGUGGCUAUUCCAUACUUGCGUGCAAAAGCGGCAGGGCUGCAUGAAGCACUAGGGGGUGGCCCAGUAAAUGACGACCUACUAGAUGACGAGCCUGAAAGACCAUCUCCCCUUUCGAACACAGAUGAUUCACGUAUGGAACGAAUAAAAUCUACUACCCUCAACUGUUUUAAAUCGAGCUAUCCAUAUUUCAUAGCAAUGACUGAAUUCAGUCACUUGAUCUUUGGGUUACGUUACCUAUUUGGAAAGAGUCCAUAUUGGAGAGCAUCUCAGGCGUAUACAGGAAUCGAGAUCAGAAGAACGAGUGCCCACGAUCAGGGUCGAAUGCAACACAAGCUAGACAGUCAGAAAAUAUCACCGUUUGCUCGGGAUUUAGCUACGGGACACAGACCUAAUUGGCGAUUGAUUCUAAGACGAUUCCAGAGCAUGAUCUCACAUCGGUUCUUCGAAUCAUUGAAAGUUUUACUGCCGGGGUCAAUCUUCUUUUUUAAGUUUCUUGAAUGGUGGUAUUCGUCAUCCAACACCAGUCGCUAUCGGCCAUCGUUCUCAAACUCCAAUGGGACUCAAUUCCCAGCCAUCCAACCCCCAGUUCCAUUAAAACCUCAAGUCAAAGGUAUUUUGGGAGAUGGUACGGCCUUAACCAAACCAAUCCCCAAGGGACAUUGUCCAAUCUGUCGGACAAAGUUGUCUAAUCCAACAGCUGUUCCAAGUGGUUGGGUGUACUGCUAUAAAUGCAUACAUCCUUAUGUGGUUGAGUAUCAGCAGUGUCCUGUCACCCACUUUCCUACAAACUUGACUAAUCUGCGAAAAAUAAUUGGUUAG